Messenger RNA from Penicillium malachiteum, 969 nucleotides. Its product is annotated as NRDE family protein. Lineage: Eukaryota; Fungi; Ascomycota; Eurotiomycetes; Eurotiales; Aspergillaceae. Bases 1 to 969 code for a protein of 322 amino acids. The record is from RefSeq and is a predicted model, not a curated record. Gene Ontology annotation, biological process: protein secretion; Golgi organization. The transcript has 2 exons. Gene Ontology annotation, cellular component: Golgi apparatus.
AUGUGUAUCGCUUUGAUCUCGACCGCCCAUCCUGCCUAUUCCUUGAUCGUCAUCAAUAACAGAGAUGAGUUUCUUCAUCGCCCAACCUCAGACCCAGACUGGUGGCCGGAGUCAUGCUCACAUGUCCUCGGCUCACGCGACCUAGCCCGGUCUACUCACGGAACUUGGAUGGGCGUCACAAAGCAGGGAAAAUUGGCUGUACUCACCAACUACAGAGAAGAUAAGGCUUAUCAGGCCAUCGGACAAUACAGUCGAGGUUUGAUUGUGAACAGCUGGUUGACAAGUCCACCCAGUGAUCGUGGAAGCACUCAUAACUUUGUGCAGUCCAUGGUCGCGAGUGAAGAGGCUAAACAAGUCGGCGGUUUUAGUUUAGUGUGUGGUUACAUCAACGAGCCACUGGCCAUUGUUUCCAAUCGCUCCUCGGACAUGGACCAGAUUACUUGGGUUGCUGCGGAGAAAGACCAGACCCGAGGAUUGAGCAACACGACAGUGGACGAUCGAACGUGGCCGAAGAUCCUGGAUGGCGAGAAACUUAUGGAAUCAGCCAUCGAAGCUCAUUUUCAGGCGCAAGAGGAUGAGGACGCAUUGAUUCAGCGUCUGCUUCAGGUGCUUUGCAUCGAUACUUUACCUCGACUGCCAGAGGAGGAAAACCAGGAUAUUGACACUUACAUCAAGCACCUACGCAAGAGCAUAUUUGUCCCUGUCAUUGGGACAAAGGAAGAUGUCAAUCGCAAAGCGGAAGAGACUGCCGCGGCAAGGGUUGAAGAUGAAGCCAACCAAGCCCCGACAAACGGGGGCGUGGGACCAGAUUAUACAAGUGGUCCUUAUGGAACGCAGAAACAAACUGUGUUGUUGGCCACCCAUGAUGGCAGAGUGAGGUACUUUGAGCGAACGCUCUACGACACUGAUGUCAAUGCUGUACCCAUUGGGAAAGGCGAUCGGUCGUUUGAAUUUCAUAUCGAACAAUGA